UCGACAGAUUGAUACUUUUUUUCUGUGACUGUCUAUGCAUUUCGUACCAAUUUCUUUCCCUUGGCUAUUCGUGCUAUAGCUUUUGACCUUUCUGGACGGUUAGGCGAUCCAAAGUUAAACCUUCUGCGCCCGCUGAUCAUCAGCCUCCCCUCUUCACUUUGUCGAAAGUUCCCACUUUGUUGUGUUGGCGCUGAAAUCGCCACGAUUACUACCCAUCAUUCUUUUUGCCCGUUGCGCCGACAGUCUAGCCCAGCACCACAACCCAUAAGGUCUCGGUCGUAACUCUACCACAAAGUCAAUCCCCCUCACUUGCGACAGAUAGAGCUGAGCGAGUCGUAUAUCAUUGGCUGAUCUCGUCCCCUGAGGCUCGCCGCAAACCUGGACGGGACAAAAGUGUAGUCAGUCUGCUUACCUACAUACGUUGUUAAGGACUUGAACUUCAUGAUAAGAAGGAAACACAUUGCAGGGGCAUUGUAGCUCCUUGGAUUCGGCAGGCCUUUCUCUCGAAAACACUCGACUCUCAGUCCUUGCUUUCCAGAGGUGCACCUGGCAAACAAACACUACCUACCUCUCUCAGCUGCCAUUAACAAUGGCCUCGUAUGCGUUACCGACUAGCAUUCCACACUCUCACCAUGCACCAGGCCAUAUGCAUUCGCACUCGGGCUCUCCGCCUUCUUUUGGUCACUUAGGCCAGCGUGCCACACGAAAGAGAUCGAGCCUCUGCGAGCAGCCACUCACAAAUAGCGACGACGACGAUUACCAUGAUUACAACCACACUCACGGCCACAACAACGACCACAAUCACGACCACAAUCACGGCCACAAUCACGACCAUGACCACGGUCACGACCACGGCCACGAUCACAGCGGUCACAGCCAUUCGAACUCUCAUUCGCAUUCCCACGAUCAUGGACACACCCACACAAAUAGCUGUUCGCACUCUCAUUCACACUCGCAAGACAACCAUCAUCACAGCUCCCCGGAGCACACAAACGCCCGAGCAAACUCUUCAAUGUCAAUUUCGACCAACCAGGGCUUUGUGUCAUCUUCUACCCGCGGAGGGAAGCACGUACUCACGCCAUCGCAGGCGAGCUUUGAUAUCAAAUACGAUGCCCCGGCGCAAGGCGUGACGCAUGUCCAUGAUCAUGGGUCUUCAGCUGAGCGAUCGAGAUUCACCAACUUCAUACUGCCAUUUACGGCAAAAUGGCCUUUUUUACAUGCCAUUGUAACGGAAAAGGACUCGAGGAGAAUAUUUUACUUCAUGAGUAUCAACUUCUCCUUCAUGAUGGUACAGGCGUUUUACGGUUACGCGACCGACUCGCUUGGUCUUCUGAGUGACAGCAUACACAUGCUCUUUGAUUGUGUGGCGCUCGCCGUUGGUCUGUUUGCAUCUGUUGCUAGCAAAUGGGCACCCAAUGAGAGGUUUCCUUAUGGGUUCGGCAAGAUUGAGACGUUGAGCGGGUUUGCAAACGGUGUUUUUCUCAUUUUGAUCAGCGUUGAGAUUAUAUUCGAAUCGUUCGAGAGAAUUAUGGAGGGCCGCGCUACUAAGAGACUUGCAGAACUAUUCGUUGUGAGCUCGGCGGGUCUGGCAGUAAACUUGAUAGGCAUGUGGGCAUUUGGCCAUCACCAUCAUCAUGGCGGCGAUGAUCAUGGCCACCACUCCCAUGGACACUCGCAUGAUCAUGCACACGACCACGAUCACGGACAUGGCCAUGGCCACUCACAUUCACAUGAUCAUAGCCAUGGUCAUGGCCAUAGCCACGGGGGCUGUGGAGGCCAUUCGCACGACAAUGAGAACAUGAUGGGCAUCUACCUCCAUGUUAUGGCUGACACACUAGGCAGCGCGGCUGUUAUCGUUUCGACGGCCCUGACAUACUAUUGGCCCUGGUCCGGAUGGGAUCCGCUUGCAUCUUUCUUAAUUGCAGUGCUGAUCCUCGGCUCGGCAAUGCCGCUGGUUAGCUCUUCAGCACGUCGACUGCUCCUCACGGUCCCUGAUCGGGUCGAGUACGGUCUGCGAGAUACACUGUCCGGUAUAACAGGUCUGCGUGGGGUUGCCAACUACGCGGUUCCAAAAUUCUGGAUGGAUGACCGCAGCGGCGGCGAUAAUCAUGCAGCUCCCGGGGACCAUCUGUUGGGCGUCAUGCAUGUGACAGCAGUUCGUGGGGCAGACAUGGAAGAUGUUGGAAAGCGUGUUCGGUCAUAUCUUGCGGCGAAGGGGAUCGAUAUUACCGUGCAAGUCGAAAGAGAAGGCGACCCAAGCUGCUGGUGCGGCUUGAACAGGACAAUGCCCGGCCAAGGGCCUGCAGGUGGACACAAGUCGAGCUACAGUGUGAUUUAGACAGUAUAGAUGCCAUAUGCGUAUCUGAUGUGGAUGGUGCUGUAGCCAGCCAUUUGUUUGCGCAAGAUAGAGGGAUAUUGCUGGGUCCGGGCAAGGAAGGAGGACCAUCUGAUGUAUGAAAAUAUUUCAUUUGUAGAAAAACAUGGCUCAUUAGGUUAGAUGUAUAAUGUCCAGGUUAUUUGACAGAAUUAGACCUUUUGCCGUUCAGAUUGUUCAUUGUAAAUGGAAAGGGAGGAGGUUUUGUUGGUGGAACUACCCGUGAAAAGUGGGCAACGCAGGGGUCAAAAGUCAAGCACUUGGUCUAAUUACUUAAACAGUCUGUCUGUGUCUGUCUGUCUUGUCAUCCCAUGGCUGCCGAGGUUUGUACCACAACAGAUUCUGUGCGAUCGAGUGCGGCGCUGUUCCGCUCAAAGGUGGGUGGGUAACCGUUGCACGUACGGUAGGCAAUUAAUUAGUCCGUUGUUUUUUUCAGUUGGUAAUGACACAUGGGAUGAUGAAAAUAAAUGGGUGCAUGUUCGGAUCUUUCAAAUUCUGCACUUGAAUACCUAGAUAGGUGUCAGGCUCAAAUUAGUACCUCCCUACCUACCUUAGUUGCUUAUGG
Molecule: messenger RNA, 2939 nt
Organism: Pyricularia grisea
Lineage: Eukaryota; Fungi; Ascomycota; Sordariomycetes; Magnaporthales; Pyriculariaceae
Exons: 3
Coding region: 590-2338 (582 amino acids)
Biological process (GO): transmembrane transport; intracellular zinc ion homeostasis; zinc ion transport
Cellular component (GO): Golgi apparatus; membrane
Molecular function (GO): zinc ion transmembrane transporter activity
Source: RefSeq, a predicted model, not a curated record